This is a messenger RNA of Stereum hirsutum FP-91666 SS1, 822 nucleotides long. RefSeq lists its product as uncharacterized. Bases 1 to 822 code for a protein of 273 amino acids. NCBI's taxonomy places the organism in Eukaryota, Fungi, Basidiomycota, Agaricomycetes, Russulales, Stereaceae. The record is from RefSeq and is a predicted model, not a curated record. The transcript has 2 exons.
AUGCUCUCCUUCAAACUCCCUCUACUUCUUCUACUAGCAGUGCCGGCCACUGUCUUAGCGUGCGAAGGCGAAUGCAUCGUCAGCAUCACAAACGCCUGGCGGGGCAACUAUACCGCCCGCCUCGACUCCGUCUUCCACAACCUCGCCUCCGAAAUCUCAUCCACCCUUCUUCCCUCCCACCAAGAUGCCCUCCCGCUCCUCCAACCCUUCAUCACGUCCUACCAAAACGCCUCCUACAACUCCCUAGAAAACGCCAUUUUCCCCUCCUUCUUCCACGGCAAAUGUCAAGCCGCACCAUCGUACACCGUCGAACCCCCCGGUUGCCCGAACCCAGACUGUCCCGUCGUCUGUGGCACGCCAGGGUCCCUUGUACACUUUUUCGCAAAGUUGAGGUUCAUUGCGUGGAACGAUACCAGUGAGCUUCUGAGCGGGCUGAUGACGCCUGGAAGUGGGGUUUAUGAGGAUGUGGAGACGGCGGUUGUGCAGGCGGCGAGGGAGGGUCAGAGGAGGUCGAGGACGAAGACGAGGCCGCGGACCUUGUUGGGCUCGAGCUACGACACCGGCUUAGAGACCGAAACCGAAACCGAGACGGACACGGACACGGAUUUGGAUAGCGGUCUGCAGACUAGAUGGGGAAGGUUCGCGAGGGCGCUCAGGAGGGCGAACGACGAUAAUGUGAAGGCGGGUCUGAAGACGACUCUUGCGAAGUUUUCGGACAUGUUGACGCAGACGUGUGGUGGGGACGCGUCGGAUGACGAGAAGGCUUUGCCGCAAUGCAGUUGGGAGACGGAAAUGAAGCAGUAUAUUCUGAGCUUCCCUUAG